AUGGCUUUCGGCCUUCGCAAGGUUGCCAAAUUUGGCAAACGUAUUUGUCACUCGAUUGCUGGUAGCUUUGGCCACAUGUCAUCGUCCCAAGACGUGACUACCACUUCUUUCGACACUGCUUGUCGGGCAGCUUCCUCUUCUCAAGAGACGAUUAUGACCCAUUCACUGGUAGACUCGGAGUCUACUGCGCCAACGGAACACUCUCUCCCUCUUUCAGACUGUAUGCGCAAGAAUUUCAAAGCUGUUUGCAAGAAGUUCAAGCUAGAUUACCGCCACGACACUGUCACUGGUACUGCGAUGAUUGCUACAAUAUUCGAGGUCACCUCGGAAGAUGCGCCAGAACCUACCAUGGAAGGUGUCCCGGAAUCUAUCGCGACACAUGUGCCAGAACCCAUCGUCCAAGAUGCCCCAGAACCCACCUCGGAAGACACUGUAGAGGUCCGAGACGAGGAGGGUGACAAUGAGGGUGAUGAAGACGACGAAGACGACGACAAUAACUGGGGCCAUCGCCGCUGUGACUUCAAGAUCACUAAUACCAUUCCUGAAGCAAAGUACGUAGAGCUUUUCCGUAUCACCAAACUCAUGACCGACACCAUCCAGGACAUUCGUGUAGUGGGUCGAAAGCAUGGGUUCUACAACGCUGCGACAUUCGUCGAAGUCAAAGACGGGGAAAACGUCACUGAGUAUGUGGUACGGGUUCCAGGACACUCGACAACCGAUCAAUGGACUGAAAACGAUGCCUACGUACUGGAGCGUGAGGCCCAGCUCAUCGAGCACAUCCGCAAAAACACUACGGCGCCAGUGCCUCAUGUCAUCGCCUACUGUUCCAGUCACGAUAAUCUGUUGGGUUUCCCGUACAUCCUCAUGACGAAGCUACCCGGCCAGACUGCUGACACCAUGUGGGACGACGGUAGCCAACUGUCUAAUCAGGCGCCAGAGUUUGGUUUCGAUCCAUUCUAUCUGGCGGCUGACGUCCCGAGCGCAGUCAUGGAAAAGAAGCGUCUGAGAUUUCUUCGCUCAUUAGCUCGCAUCAUGCUGGAGAUUCAGACUCUCUCAUUCCCGCAUAUCGGAAUGCCGAUUUUCAAUCCAGACGGUUCGCUGGAAGAAAAUGAGACAUUCACCAUUCGCCACAAUGAUCUCGACCUGCAAAACAUCCUCGUCGAGGAAGAGGGCAACAUCACGGGUAUCAUUGACUGGGACAAUGCAAUUGCCGCGCCGCGUAGCAUCGGUACAGCAGCAGUACCUGUCUUCUUGCGAAACGACUGGUUCCCAGACUGGGCAAACGACCUGCGCACCCCCCAAUCCAUGGCGUGGAAUCACCAUUAUUACCGCCAAAUUUACGCCGCCGCCUUGAUGGAAGCUGGUAGCGAGAAUGCAAAGUACACGAUCAAAUCCGCGCUCUAUCAGGCUGUAUGGUGUGCAAUUACCGGUAGUGGUAGCCAAACAGACUUGGUCGAGAAGGUGCUUCGCGAGAUUCCGAAUUUCCGGGGUACUAAUGUGAACGAUUUCAAGUUGGCACUCGGUCAAGGCAAAUGGACAGCAGCCGAGAACAUGCUUAAGAAGCAAUUGCCCAAGAUCUUCGAACCGGAGCUACCACCCGAGGGACUCCUAGCAAAACUAGAUUUUGAACUAGACAUGCAAACGACCUGGUGGACAUCUUGCGACGAGCUGAUUGCGUUAUUCGAAGCUAAACGACGUGUGGCUGAUGAUAGCGCCGAGGAGUCGGAUGAUAGCGCCGCCAGCUGGAAUACGACGGAGUUCCGUACAUCACCGCAUGUGCUCAUCUGA
Pyrenophora tritici-repentis Pt-1C-BFP is the source of this 1788-nucleotide messenger RNA. Its product is annotated as APH domain containing protein. Lineage: Eukaryota; Fungi; Ascomycota; Dothideomycetes; Pleosporales; Pleosporaceae. The record is from RefSeq and is a predicted model, not a curated record.